Aethalodelphis obliquidens (Pacific white-sided dolphin) is the source of this 3810-nucleotide messenger RNA. RefSeq names its product poly(ADP-ribose) polymerase family member 11 (gene PARP11). Gene Ontology annotation, cellular component: nucleus. The transcript is spliced from 8 exons. The record is from RefSeq and is a predicted model, not a curated record. Gene Ontology annotation, molecular function: NAD+ poly-ADP-ribosyltransferase activity. NCBI's taxonomy places the organism in Eukaryota, Metazoa, Chordata, Mammalia, Artiodactyla, Delphinidae. The coding region runs from base 160 to 1176 and encodes 338 amino acids.
GUUCGAGGGGGUCCGAAGACGCCGGUUUAUGACGGGGAGGCUUGCGUGGAGGUUGUCUCUCCGUUCUUUCGCUCCCUGGGCCCUCGGGAAAAACCCAGCACCCCGACCCUGUGGCCAGCCCCUUCCGCCAGGCUCUCUCCGCUCGAUUUCGCCACCGUUAUGUGGGAAGCGAAUCCGGAGAUGUUUCACAGAACAGAAGAAUUCUUAUCCAAGACUGCAAACAGCGAGACAGAUGAGAUGGACACGUCGGACACGCAGUGGGGCUGGUUUUACCUGGCAGAGUGCGGGAAGUGGCACAUGUUUCAGCCGGAUACCAACAUUCAGUGUUCAGUUAGCAGUGAAGAUAUCGAAAAAAGCUUCAAAACAAACCCUUGUGGCUCCAUUUCUUUUACUACUUCCAAAUUCAGCUACAAGAUAGACUUUGCAGAAAUGAAGCAGAUGAAUCUCACCACCGGAAAACAGCGCUUAAUAAAAAGAGCCCCUUUUUCUAUCAGUGCUUUCAGUUAUAUCUGUGAAAAUGAGGCCAUCCCCAUGCCACUCCACUGGGAGAAUGUGAAUACCGACCUGCCCUACCAGCUCAUUCCUUUGCACAAUCAAACACACGAAUACAAUGAAGUUGCUAGUCUCUUUGGGAAAACAGUGGAUCGCAACAGAAUUAAAAGAAUUCAGAGAAUUCAAAACCUAGACUUGUGGGAGUUCUUUUGCAGGAAAAAGGCUCAGCUCAAGAAAAAAAGAGGCGUGCCCCAGAUUAAUGAACAGAUGCUGUUUCAUGGCACCAGCAGUGAAUUUGUGGAAGCAAUUUGCAUUCAUAACUUUGAUUGGAGAAUCAAUGGUAUACACGGUGCUCUCUUUGGAAAAGGAACCUAUUUUGCUCGAGAUGCUGCUUAUGCCAGCCGCUUCUGCAAAGAUGACGUAAAGCACGGAAACACAUUCCAGAUUCACGGCGUAACCCUGCAACAGCAGCAUCUGUUUAGAACGUACAAAUCUAUGUUUCUUGCCCGAGUGCUGAUUGGAGAUUACAUAAACGGAGACUCCAAAUACGUGCGCCCUCCUUCCAAAGACGGGAGCUACGUGAAUUUGUAUGACAGCUGUGUGGAUGACACCUGGAAUCCCAGGGUCUUCGUGGUGUUCGACGCCAACCAGAUCUACCCCGAGUACUUGAUAGACUUUCAUUGAUUUCAUUUCCAAGCUUCCAUGGUCGAAGAAGUUUUAUUUUUCGCAGGGAGAUCUGCUUGCCGGUCACCUAGCUGCUCAAUGUUAAUUAUUUGAUCGUUUUGAAACAGAUAUGAAAGAAAGGGGCCGCCCUAUAAAAAGACAUACUGACUUUAGGGUUGGUUUGUUGUUUGUUUUUGUCCAUUACUCAUCUUUGUUACAGAUCGAUACCAUUGCUGUUUUAACACCUGGGGUGAAAGACAGCGCUCAGAACGCAAUCAGCUGAGUCCCUCCAUCUUUAACGUUUACAUCCGUGUCUUCAGGGUAAAUGUUUUCAGCUCAAAUAGACUGAUUCAUAUGUAUGUUCAAAAAAUAAAAAUAUAGGCAUAAAGGUGUCCCUUCAGAGGAACUGAGCCUUUGUAAACGAAUUCUGAGAUGAUGGUGCACCGAUCUACGUGUUGCCUUGUUAGUCUUCCGAAGAGGGGUGGAAUUCAAAACCUUGAAGCAGCCUGAGUACCUUGAGGGAAAUAGAAACAAGAGAAUCGUUGGCAGUGCUGCCAGACAAGCCAGAAGGGGAGGAUCAGGACAGGGCGCCCUGCUCCCGGUGCCUUCGGGCGGCAGGCUGCACACUCGGCCUAGCCCUUCUCCUCCUCUUCUGCUGAACUGACUGUAAUCAGCCCGCGCGUCAUCCCCCAGCGCUCCUGAAUUCUUGUACCAAGACUUACUGCACAAGGCUUUUAUUGCAUCUUCAGAAUGAAACUUUUAUUUAUUAUUUAAAACACAUACUUUCCCUUUGUUUUGGGGUCCCUACAAUGAUUACUUCUAAGAGAUUUUUUUUAUCUGCCGCCCCCCCCACAGCUAUUCAGCAAGGAUUUAUAAAAUCCACACUUCUAAAUCGUAUCUCCCCAUUUUGAAUCGUCUGCAGAAAGCCUGGGAUGCUUGGAACAAAGCUGGGUUACUCUUUUGAGCAGCAGUUGACAAUCUGCUAACUCUCUUGAAAAGUUAGGUAUAAUGCAUAAUCGCGCCCAGUGGAAGUUUGCUUACCUGCUGCAUCUGUUUGGCUCUUCUGUUUUAAGGAGGGCUGAGUGAUGUUGGAACAGCCCCUCAAGCUAUUCUAGCAGAGGCUGGACAGCAACAAGGCAGAGAUGUCACACAGGAGUUUGGGUGUCAGGUGGGGGAAUUGGCCAUACGACUGUUAAGUGUUUUUCCAACCUUGAUUUUCUAUGAUUCUACCUGAAAAAAAAAAGAACACUGGUAUCUUUUCUGAGAAACCUUUUUCUAACUCAGUUUAAUACUAAAUUCCCUCUCCAUCAUCUUCACUCCGUUUGGGCUGAAAGGUAGUGAACGUAAUUUAACUUCUCAAGAAAAAUCCAGUAAAUGUCUAUGCCUGGGACGCUCGUUCCCUCACUUGAACUGGGAAGGCAUCUAGGAAUAAUACAAAUGAGGAGUAGGGAGCAUGAUUAGGUGUGUAAUUCUUCAGCUGCCACAUACCCCCAGAUCCUCGUCGUAGCCCAGAGUACACGUGAUUGUGCAGCCGAAAGUAAGUCGUGCACAGGGAGUACCUAGUGCUCAGGAAGUUGCAUGUCCAAUGCUUUGCAGUCAAGUGACAACAAACGCUUCCCAAUUCUGAUGUGCAGACUAACAGCCGGUUUCGAUGAAGCGCUGUUAGUGUUUGGAAAGGACACAUCUUAGAAACACGCCGAGGUCAUCAGGGAAAUAAAGGCGGGAAAGUCACCAGGCUGCCUUGUGGGAGGUGGCACACCGCUGCUCCGGACUCGCUCCCAAAAGAGGACCUUAGAGACAUCAGGGAGUCAGAUUCUGAAAAGCUCUUUCUUCUGCUUACUUGUUAUUUGCAUACAAAAUGAUGUCAAAAUGGUCUGCACUUCAACACGGCUACCUUUUCUUUUUUUCCAACUUAACAUGAUUGCCUCUUGUAUCACUUGAAUGGGAUAACUGUUGUAGCUUUGGGGGUUGUUACUCCUUUGGACACGUGCCGAUCUGAUCUACAGGAGACUAAGAGCCCAAGGUUGAAACUUGCAAGGCAACCGGUGUGAACUCUGCACUUCGCUAGCUGGCUCGUCUCUAGUAGGCAGAGUGCCCUGCGAUAGACACUGUGAGUAACAACUGUGCUGUUAUUCAUGUCUGAGACCCUACUCCAACUCCCCUUUUAUAAGAAAGGGCUGAUCGUGAUGACCUUUUUAAACGUGAUAGUGUUGAGUUCGUCAAUGUUAGUGUUCUCUUUGUUUUCAUCAGUAGAUCGAGUUGAGAAUCGUAUCAUCAGUGUAAUCAGACCAGACACCGCCGUUUGCCAUCUUUUCUCUUGUCCUCACAUAGUGUUGGGGGUGGGAGUGGGGAGAGAAACAUUCCAGAGUCAUGAAUAAAUGAUUUUUAAAAUUCUGCAUUAAAUACACUCCAGCUGAUAGUAACUCUUCUUUUCCACUUUGGUAAUAUCAGCCUCAGGGUGAAAAAAAACUGUGUUUAUAAGAAACAGUCUCCUAAAUCUUGGCGGUAACGAACAGGAAGGUUUUGUAUUAAUGCCAAAUACAAAAUACAAUAGACUGUUCCAGUGAGGGUGGUCAAGACUUGGGAGCCAUGUUGGAUGUAUGAAUGUAUUGUUUCUACGUGGAGUGAUUAAAGCUUUCCGUAGCAGGUCCUGGA